UCAGAGCAGGGAGAGUAUAAACACCAGCAGGACCUACUCUGGGCUUUAAAAACCUGCGAACACUGCCUCCAAACUGCCUGGGGGGUGAUGUGCUGAAGUGGCACGGGGAGAGCAGCAUGAGCCUCCAGCUGGAGAAGCAGCUCCUGUUCCUGUCCCUGCUCUGCAUCCUCUCCAAGGUUUGUGCCCAGCUGUGCCGGCGGCCCUGCUACUGUCCCUGGGUGCCACCGCGCUGUCCCCGCGGCUCCCCGCUGGUCCUGGACGGCUGUGGCUGCUGCAAGGUCUGUGCCCGGCGCCUGGGAGAGCCCUGCGACUUCCUGCACGUCUGUGACCAGAGCCAGGGCCUCGUCUGUGACUACAGCUCAGCACCUGCGGGCACAGCAGGCACCUGCAACUUUGAGGACGAUGAGGAGGGCUGCGAGGUGAAUGGCCGGCUCUACCGAGACGGGGAGGUUUUCCAGCCCAGCUGCAAGAUCCAGUGCCACUGCCUGGACGGGGGCUUCACCUGCAUCCCGCUGUGCCAGGAGGACGUGCGGCUGCCCAGCCCCGACUGCCCCUUCCCCCGGCGCGUGGAGAUCCCAGGGAAGUGCUGCCCCGAGUGGGUCUGCGAAGGUGCCCGGGAGCAGCCCCUGCCCCGCGAUGCCAGGGCAGCCCCCGGGGCGGUGUCCCCGCUGCUGCGGUACCCCUGCCCGCCAUGGGGCACGGAGUGGAGCCCCUGCUCGGCCACCUGCGGGCUGGGCUUUGCCAGCCGCGUGUCCAACCAGAACCGCCUGUGCCGCCUGGAGACCCAGCGGCGCCUCUGCUCGGCCGGGCCCUGCCCGGCCCUGCCCGCAGCGCUGCCCGCGAGGGCAAGAGGAGGUCUUUUGUAGCUGUGCCCACCCUGGAUUCACCCUGGAGCCAACACCUCAUCCUGCAAAGAGUCAGGCACAAACCCAUGGCACUGUGAUUAUGGUGAAGAUGGAGGCUGUUUCCACUGGGAAAACAGAGAAGAAAUGAUGGACUUUGGCUGCAAAGGAGGCUGGAAACAGAGAACAAGAUCCCCGUGUCACCCAUCACCUGCCUCCUCUGCACACCCCGCUGCCCCAGGCAGGGGUACUGGGCAGCAUUCCGAGUUCCUUAGGCUGAAUGAAAUGGGAAAUGGGGAAAUCCUGUUCCAAGCAUAAACCACCCAAGAAACCAGGAAUUGGUCCUUUCCUGGAGCAGUGAGGCUUCUGAAGAGGUGAUGCUCCUUCUCUGCCACAUCACACAGCUCUGCUUUGCAGGGACUUCAGGAGAGACCAUCUCCAGCACCUGGAAGCCAAAAUCCCUGCAGGGAACCCUCACGCCCUGGCCCCCCAGGGAGGGAGCAGGUCAUCGAGCUCCCUGUGACCCCACAAGUCACUGCCACACCAGGCUGAGCUGCUCAGCCACGCAGGAGCUCAGCCAGCCCACGGUACCCACCCUGCCUUCCCGGGCACGGGCAGGGUCCUGCUGAUGGCAGCUCUAACUCACCUUCCCCUCAUCCCUCCAGAAUAAACACGAGCCUUCCCGCUCUGCCUGGCCUCCUCCUCUGGUGGUUUGGCAGGGCUUCGGCAAGCCAGGAGCUCAGACAGCAGCAGACAGACCCGCCUGCCAUCCAAGCACAUUCCCCUCGAGCCGGGGCCAAGGGAGAAGCAGGGAAAAGGGAAAACAAAUCGCAAAGAUGAGUCGGGGCCGUCUCCCGACGGGCUGGAGCUGCUCCAGCCAUGCAGGAGUCGGCGCAGGAGAGCUGCUCGGCUGCUCUGGCUGUACUUUGUCCCAGGGAAAAGUGCUUCUGGGUGAUGGAAAGUGAAACCCAAAUGCCCUCUAACGGCCUCGCACAGAUGUGCAGAGGGAACGCGCAGCUGGAAGGAGCCGCGGUUUGGGUGACACGUCCAGGUGAGAGAUGGACUUCUUAGAUGGGUAUUUCUGGAACUAAAAAUAAA
Melospiza melodia melodia is the source of this 1940-nucleotide messenger RNA. RefSeq names its product cellular communication network factor 5 (gene CCN5). Gene Ontology annotation, biological process: signal transduction; cell adhesion. The transcript has 5 exons. The record is from RefSeq and is a predicted model, not a curated record. NCBI's taxonomy places the organism in Eukaryota, Metazoa, Chordata, Aves, Passeriformes, Passerellidae. Gene Ontology annotation, cellular component: extracellular region; extracellular matrix. The coding region runs from base 117 to 866 and encodes 249 amino acids. Gene Ontology annotation, molecular function: heparin binding; integrin binding.